This is a messenger RNA of Onthophagus taurus, 1906 nucleotides long. NCBI's taxonomy places the organism in Eukaryota, Metazoa, Arthropoda, Insecta, Coleoptera, Scarabaeidae. The record is from RefSeq and is a predicted model, not a curated record.
UGGCAUCAUCAAAAAGUUUCCCUCUAAAUGUCAAUAAAAAAUGUCAAAUUGUCUCAGAUGGUUUAUUUAAAAAAAAAAUAACAAAUUUAUUUACAUACUUCAGAAAAUGCAUUAAAUUCGUUUCAAACAUGAUUAUAGAGGACAUCCAAAAAGAAUUCUACGAAUAUCUCGCUGGAAAACAAAUCUACAUCAUAAUAAACAACGAUAUUGAUAGUAUAUGUUCUUGUAAGAUCCUCCAAACGUUAUUAACCCACAAACAUACGUUAUAUACAUUAGGAAUCGUGUCUGGAAUUAAAGAUUUGAGACGUACUUAUCGCGAAAAUUGUGAAGAUGUGAAAUGUUUCGUAUUAAUUAAUUGUGGGGGGACAAUAGAUUUAGUUGAUUUAUUAGAGCCGGAUGAAGAUGUGAUUUUUUUCGUUUUGGAUUCACACCGUCCCAUGGAAUUAUGUAAUGUUUAUAGUGAUGGGCAAAUACGAAUGUUGUUACAGCUAGAUGAAGAGCAAAAAAUACCUGAGUUUGAAGAGAUUUUUCGAGAUGAUGAAUCAGAAAAUGAAUCAGAUCAUGAAGAUGGUGAAGAAAAUAGUUCAAAAAGGCGUCGAUUAGAUGAAGAUGCAAUUUUAAAACGUCGUGAAAGGAGGGUUUGGGAGGAAAAUAGGAAUAAAAUUUUAUUCGAAUACAGUCAAUUUACGUAUUAUUCGAAACCUAGUGCCAUUUUUUUAUUUGAUUUAGCCUGGAAGUUAAAUAAAGACAACAAAGAUUUAUUGUGGUUAGCCAUAUUAUCAUUAACUGAACAAAUGGUGUUUGGAAAGAUUGAUAACACUCAGUAUGUCUUAGAAACAGGGAAUUUGCAGGCACAUGUUACAAGGUUGCAAAAUAGGGCUAACGAUACCGACGUUUUAACAUCAUUAAAAAUUAUUUUUGAGAAGGAUUUGAAGUUGUGUUUGUAUCGCCAUUGGACGGUGUCAUCCAGUUUAAAAUAUUCGAUGUUUACGGCGUGCAAAAUGAAAUUGUGGUCGUUAAAAGGCGAUAAAAAAUUACACGAAUUAUUAGCUGAUAUGGGGUUGCCCUUAGUCCAAAGCAAACAGAGUUUUAGUUCGAUGGAUUUAACGUUACGACAAGAAUUUCAAACAAACUUGGAACGUUUAUCAGAGAAAUAUGGCCUCGCCGAUAUAAUUUAUGCCUCAUUUACGCUUCAAUACGGGUAUAGAAAUAAAUUUGCAGCUUCUGAUGUUGUUUAUGGUUUAAUCGCUAUCCUUGAAGCAAGUGGAUUUGAAAAGAACCCAAACGAAUGCUUCCAUUCCGUUUUAGACGGAUUAUCGCAUUCCAAUUCUUCGGAAACGUUAAAAUCGGGGAUUGAGCGUGCCAAAUCCAUCGUUCAAACUUUAUUUAAAACUGUACAAAGUGCCUUAGAUAUGAAAUUAAUCAUUUCGGCGGGACCGUUUAUUUAUUAUAUAAUACAAGAGACUUGUUUGGAUUGGAUGAUGUUUUCAAAACCCCACAUCCUCUCAUUACUCGCCCAAUUUAUUUUAAGAGCUUAUGUGGUUAUGUCGAGGAAUAAAAAGGCUUCCACUCUUCCAUUAAUCAUCUCCGCGCCUUAUAAUUUAGAUACCGGAGUUUGCGUUUUAAUGGGAAUUCCACCUUUAUGUGAAAACUCCCCGAAAAAUUUAUUUGGAAAAGCUUUUGAACAAGCAGCUGAAAGGAUAAAUUGCGAUUCAUUUUGUGAUUAUUUCGAUACAGCCUAUUUUCAACUACAAACGAAGAAUCGAACGAGAUUUUUCGACUCGUUAACCACAUUACUCAGCUAAUUAUAAUUAGAAUUAGUCCUGAUCUCUUUAUUUACUUGAUUUUUUUUAUAUAAAAAGUUUGUUGUAAGAUUAACGAUUAAAUAAUUGUGUUUUCUCCAGCA